AUGGCAGAAAGUUCAAUUGCAUCUGCAGUCGCGCUACCCGAACCCCCACAAUAUCCCAGCCCAGAAGCUCUACCGAAGCGAAGACAGAGCACUUCAAGUAACAGCAGCAGUAAAAGGAGACGGCUCAGUGCAGACGGGGUCUCCGAGCAUGCUACUCAGUCUGCCAUCCCAUCAUAUUCUUCGGAUACUCGGCGGCCGAAUGAUUCCGGUGAUGUGAGGGCAGCAAAUCAACCCAGGACAGGGAGGGACGAGGAACGUAAACGUGGCCGUAGGCUUUUCGGUGCUCUACUUGGAACGCUUUCUCAGAGUUCAUCUACGCCAGCGCAGAGAAAACGCUCAGAGAUCGACAGGAAGCAACAAGCAAAGCUGAAGCUUCAGGAUAAGGAAUACAAUGAACUAACCAAAAAGAAAUACGAAGAUCUUUUGGCGGCGAGGAGGAAGGAUCAAGUUCUCUAUGAUUCCCAGUCGACCGAAAUUCGUCACGCGAACGCGCUUGCAAUGGCAAACUUUCUCCAAACCAAAGCGGAACCACCAUUGUAUUAUCGACCGUGGUACCUUCGGCCUCAAGACGAAACAAAGAUCCAAAGCCAAAUUGCAGAAGUAAAAACAAGUAUAGAGAAGGAAAGAAUGAACUCGAGCCAACACCAUCAACUACAACACGAGCCAGUGACUGAUGAGCGGAAAUCUGUCGUUGAACAAUCUAAUAUUAAUACCGUUGAGGAUAAGGCCACAAAAGAUAUCACAGACCCCAUAGGAUCUAAUACUGACGCGCUCGAACAGACCAGUGAGGCUCCGGAACGAACCUUAAUUAACACAACCCCUGUCUCAGUACCUCUCGCACAGCCCCAAAGCCCAAGUGGGCUUGAUGAGGAACACUCUGGUGAGGUACUAAUGGAGAAUACCGAGGAUGCUGUAAUUUAUUAA
Messenger RNA from Nannizzia gypsea CBS 118893, 924 nucleotides. Its product is annotated as pinin/SDK/memA domain-containing protein. Bases 1 to 924 code for a protein of 307 amino acids. The record is from RefSeq and is a predicted model, not a curated record. Gene Ontology annotation, cellular component: catalytic step 2 spliceosome. NCBI's taxonomy places the organism in Eukaryota, Fungi, Ascomycota, Eurotiomycetes, Onygenales, Arthrodermataceae. The transcript has 4 exons.